Molecule: messenger RNA, 342 nt
Organism: Neohortaea acidophila
Lineage: Eukaryota; Fungi; Ascomycota; Dothideomycetes; Mycosphaerellales; Teratosphaeriaceae
Product: regulatory subunit of cyclin-dependent kinase
Exons: 4
Coding region: 1-342 (113 amino acids)
Biological process (GO): regulation of mitotic cell cycle
Cellular component (GO): SCF ubiquitin ligase complex; cyclin-dependent protein kinase holoenzyme complex
Molecular function (GO): cyclin-dependent protein serine/threonine kinase activator activity; histone binding; protein kinase binding
Source: RefSeq, a predicted model, not a curated record
AUGGACAUCGACUUCACCCGCCGCAACAAGAAGCCUCGCCUUCUCACCGACAGCGAGCGAGACAAGCUGGACGAGUUUGUCGAUUCGAUUCACUACUCUUCGCGCUACAACGACGACCACUUUGAAUACCGCCACGUCCAGCUGCCCAAGCAAAUGCUCAAAGCGAUACCCAAAGAGUACUUUGACGGAAGCAGGGGCACACUCAAAUUACUGUGGGAGGACGAGUGGAGAGGCCUGGGCAUUACACAGAGCUUGGGAUGGGAGCACUACGAGGUCCAUGAGCCGGAGCCACACAUCCUUCUGUUCAAGAGACCUAUGAACUACCAACCCCCGACUCACUGA